Molecule: messenger RNA, 1018 nt
Organism: Drosophila innubila
Lineage: Eukaryota; Metazoa; Arthropoda; Insecta; Diptera; Drosophilidae
Gene: Ppt2
Product: lysosomal thioesterase PPT2 homolog
Exons: 6
Coding region: 53-907 (284 amino acids)
Cellular component (GO): lysosome
Molecular function (GO): thiolester hydrolase activity
Source: RefSeq, a predicted model, not a curated record
AACAGUCGCAAAAAUAAAUUCGUUGAAAAAACUGGCUGCUUGAAAGUAAAAAAUGAGAAUAGGGAUAUUACUAAUAGUAUGCAUGAAUAUUAUUGGAUCGCUGGCAUUCAAACCAGUGGUAAUUCUGCAUGGCGUUCUCUCGGGAGCUGAAUCAAUGACACUUUUAGUGCGUCAAAUUGAAAAGAUUCACCCGGGGACAACAGUGUACAAUUGCGAUAAAUUCAGUGGUUGGUACAGUCUGGAGAGCGCUUGGUGGCAAGUUGAACAGAUCAGGGAUUACAUAGAUCAAAUUGGAAAGCUUCAUCCAGAUGGGAUUAUUGUACUAGGAUAUUCUCAAGGUGGUCUCUUGGCAAGGGCGGCGAUACAAAGUCUGCCUAAUCACAAUGUGAAGACCUUUAUAUCGUUAUCAUCGCCACAAGCUGGUCAAUACGGAACAAGUUUCCUGCAUUUAAUAUUUCCGGAUCUUGCGGCAAAGACAGCCUUUGAACUGUUUUACUCCAAUGUGGGUCAACACACAUCUAUAGGUGGCUACUGGAACGACCCGCAUAAGCAGGAAUUAUACAUGAAAUACAGUGAAUUCUUGCCCUUAAUUAACAAUGAAAAGAUCAGCUCAAAUUCAACAUCAUUUAAAAUGGGAAUGGAACGCCUCCAUAAGCUAAUCCUUAUCGGUGGACCAAACGAUGGCGUCAUUACACCAUGGCAGUCCAGUCAUUUCAGUUACUUCAAUGAAUCAUUGGAUGUGGUUCCAUUCUAUAAGAGAAAAAUAUUCCUGGAUGAUUCGAUCGGACUAAAAAAAUUGCUGGAGGAAAAUAAACUUAUAAUCAUUGUUAAGCCAUAUGUACAUCACCUUUCUUGGCACACGAACAGGAGAGUCAUCAAUCAAGUAAUAAUGCCGUACUUGGAUUAAACUGCGAUAAUAUGGAAUUGAAGCGAGUAGGAGGCUGUGAUUGGAAUGAUGGAAUAUUCAUUUUUGAACUGAUAUCUGAUAAGUACACAUAUAUGCUGUGUACAUAUUUAA